Lodderomyces orthopsilosis Co 90-125 is the source of this 1674-nucleotide messenger RNA. It is a transcript of the gene ZCF38, whose product is annotated as Zcf38p. NCBI's taxonomy places the organism in Eukaryota, Fungi, Ascomycota, Pichiomycetes, Serinales, Debaryomycetaceae. Gene Ontology annotation, molecular function: DNA-binding transcription factor activity, RNA polymerase II-specific; zinc ion binding; DNA binding. The transcript has a single exon. Gene Ontology annotation, cellular component: nucleus. The record is from RefSeq and is a predicted model, not a curated record. Gene Ontology annotation, biological process: DNA-templated transcription; regulation of DNA-templated transcription. The coding region runs from base 1 to 1674 and encodes 557 amino acids.
AUGAGUUUACCCAAGAAACCAAGGGCGAAUGUUGCAUGCAACCGCUGUCGUCAAAGCAAGCUACGAUGUAUCAACAGCAAUCGGUCCACAUGUCAACGGUGCACAGAGUUGAACUUGAGCUGCACCUACACCUUGAAAGCUUCACAAAUGAAGAAAAAGAGCUUGAUGUCAAAGCCUGUCCAAAAUAACUCAGUUGUCCUCCCCAACAAAGAGCUCAUAAUCGAAACUGUUCAAAUAUUCUUUGAUAACCAGUAUAAGGGGAUCUUUCCAAUCUUUCACAAACCUACCUUUAUGGCAUUUCUUCGAUCAGAUGAAUUCAAUCCAACAACAUUCAUUGACCUGCCGCCCAUCACAACACCACUACAACCAAAUCCAGUGGUUCUUCUCGCAAUUCUUGCCCUCUGUGCGCGAUUGCAUAAAACACUUCCAGAUGCACUCAACGCAUCGCUUGACUUUGGAUGGCAUGCAAGAAAAUUGGUACUGGCUGAAUUUGACAAUCCAACAUUAUCAAAUGUGCAAGCAUUGUGCGUCCUUAGUAGCCACGAAUGGGGUGAAGGUAAUGCUUCUAGAAGCUACAUGUACGUUGGUUUAGCUGCAAGGAUGGCAAUGAUUUUGGGAUUAAAUGAAGAACCCACAGGAGCAAAUGAAUUGGAGAAUGAAGUGAGACGAAGGGCAAUUUGGGGAGUAUACAUGAUGGAUAGGUGUAAUUCAAGUGGAAGAAAAGGUCACUCGUGUAUCAGCUUAUCAGACAUACAUGUCAGACUUCCCGAUCAUGAGAGAAACUUCAUUUUCGGGGAGAUCCAAACUCAACAUUUUCGUAACGAAGUUGACAACUUGGAGACUGAUAGAACAAGGAUAUCAUGCAAUGGGUUUAUGAUUUAUUUGUUUGAGAUUUGGAGAGAAAUAGGCACUUGGGUUGGAGUUACUGGAUCGAAAUUGGAACCGUUGGCACCCUGGGAUCCGGAUUCGCCAUUUUACAAAUUAUCGAAAAGAUUAGACCAGUUUGAAGAGCAGCUACCCUCGGCUCUCCAUUUUUCACAUCUUGAGGAACAUAUCAGCUUCGGCUCAGCUGCAGACUUUGCUUACUUCCACGGCUUAUUCUUUCUAUGCAGGAUUUUUUUAAAUCGGGAGUAUUUCUAUGCCCUGCCAGAUAUUGGUCCACCAGGUUGGUGGAACGCUCUUACUGCUCAAUUGUUUGAUACUUUGGAUAAUCUAGAUCUGAUAACAAAAAGAUUAAAGCCAAUGAAUCUAAUGGUGAUUGCUCCAUUUACUGGAUUUCAAGUUUUCACAGCCGGUGCAACUAGUUUGUACAUUGCCGCUUACCCUACCAAAGUCUUGAAACAACACUUUCCAAACCAGCCUACUCAAAGAUUCAAAACAAUGGCCAAGGAUUGUUUAACCACAUUAAAUAGUUGGCGACAAUCAUGGGGGUUGGGGAAAAACUGGAUCGAAACAUUACACAAGUUACAAGAAAUGUUUUCAGAGGUGGCUGAUUUACAAGCUGACGAAAUACGACACAGUAUCAGCGAUUAUGGAAAUAUUGAAAACACGAUGCAAAUCCUGCAUGUGCUUUCGGAGGAGACACCAGGAGAUGACGCAUUGAAUGCUAUGAACAAUUUAGAUUUGUCGUCUAUUUUUCCUGAUUGGAAUGAGGCCAUGAACUUAUACAAUUAG